CCCCCCCCCCCCCCCAUCUGAGGGUCCAGCCUGCAGUCACCGGCAGUGUCUCAAGUCUCCAUAGAAAUCAUUCCUCCUUUCUUCGCUGCACCAUCGUCUGCUGCUGAAUCGGUGACCCUGCUGCAGGAUGUCUUCUACCCCAGAGCUGCCCACACUCCUCUUCGCCACGCUGCCCUCCUUCCCCUCCGCCACCCCAGGAGUCCCGACCGUAGAACUCAAUGCCACCUCCUGCCAGGAGUGGGAGCAGGCCCACCACCUCCUCUUCCAUCUGGGGAGCCUGUCCCUGCUGCUGGCCCUGGUCAUCCCCACCACCCUGAGCCUGCACAUGAUCCUGCUGCGCCUCCUGCUGAUGACAGGAUGUGGUUUCUUCAUCUUGUGGGCCACUCUGUACAGGUGCAACCUGGAUGUGAUGGUUUGGAACGUGGUAUUUCUGCUGGUCAACUUCCUGCACUUGUUCUUUCUUCUGUACAAGCGCAGGCCGAUCAAGAUCGACAGGGAGCUGCGGUCCGUCUACAAGCGGAUGUUUGAGCCUCUCCAUGUGAAGGAGGCUCUGUUUCAGAGGCUCACAGGACAGUUCUGCACCAUCCAGACCCUGAAGAAAGGCCAGGCCUACGCUGCCGAAGACAAGACCUCUGUGGACGAACGCCUCAGCAUUCUCAUCAAAGGAAAGAUGAAGGUAUCAUACCGAAGCCAUUUCCUCCACAACAUCUAUACCAAUGCAUUCGUUGACUCUCCAGAGUUCAGGUCCACUGAGCUGCACAGAGGAGAGAAGUUUCAGGUGACCAUCAUGGCAGAGGAGAACUGUAAGUUCCUGUGUUGGUCUCGAGAGAGGCUCACCUUCUUCCUUGAGUCAGAUACUUUCCUCAAUGAGGUGUUCAGGUACCUCAUUGGCAAAGACAUCACCAACAAACUGUACUCUCUGAAUGACCCCACACUCAGUGACAAGGCGGUGAAGAAGAUGGACCGUCAGCCCAGCCUGUGCUCUCAACUGUCUAUGACGCAGAUGAGGAACAGUAUGGCGAGCACCAGCGACACUGAUGAUGUCCUUAACCAGAUUCUACGAGGAGGGUCUACUGGAUCAUCACAGAAAUCCCCUGGCACCAUGACCUCCGCAAAGAUGAAGCCCAUAGAAGAAGGCAUGGAGGAUGAUGUUUUCGAAGAAUCUGGUCCCUCCAAGUCUUGCCGUAUGUCCAGCACUUCCACUGAGGAAGUGUAGGCAGCGGGGGUAGAAGAUCAAAUGCAUAGUGUGUACUGUAGGUGUGUCAACCCAACAACUAGAGCCUGAUCCAUACACCGGUAUGGCCGACAUUAUUAGCAGUGUUAUUUUUCAUAGGUAAAUGGAUAUCUGCCUAUGUGCUGGCAACAAAUGUCAGUAGAGAAAUACAAACAGAGAUAUGUUUGUGUUCAUUUAGAAACAGUGUCUCCGUCACAUCGUUGGUCCAGCAGAGAGCACUGACAAGUUCCUUUUUUCACUGUAAAAUGUUAAGUCAAAAAGAAAAGAAAGAAGAACCUUAUCAAAAAUGUUCAUGUAAAAACAAAUAUUGGUCGAUAUAUUACUAUCAGAUUUUCUUUUUUUAUGUAGGUCUAAUAUUCUCUCUCUUUUAGCUCUGGUUUAGUCUCCACCAACUCCUUAGAAAAUUUCCAGCUCUUUAGCUGCUCAAUGAUCCACUAUGUUCACCUGCUAAUUACUAACUGUGUCUGUCUGCUGGUCGUACAGUAAAGGAGAUAAAGUUGGGGGGCUGGAAAACCAAAACGACGAGCUAAAAGAUGCUAUAAAAGCUCUGUAGAGCUAAGGGGAAUUGCGGAGUUCGGAAAACUCUGAAAAGAGUGAUAACGUUCACAUUACAUUCAGUUAUUUCAUCUAUUAUUAAUGUUAAAAUGUUUAUGAGUGCAGCUUUAAAUAUGAAUAUCAGAAUCAGUCUCUAAAGUCCUGCAUUGGUGAAAGUACUGCUGUAGUCCUGCGAUCCUGGACCGAUACAGUAACUCUCAAAGCAGAAUGUCAAUGUUUUCUUCAUUUGUUUAUGUAAAAUAUAAAUGUCAGGCAUUGAUGCAAAUCCUUAUAUUAUGUUUUUGAUAUUUAGACACAAGCAUUUUCCUAUUUUAAAAACACAAGCAUAUAGGUUUCACAAUUUGAGGGUGUUCUUUGGAAACAUGUGUGAAACAGAAAGCAGUGCACUUCGAGUGCUAAAUAAACAUUUGGGGUGAAAUAUCUUGUCCUGAUACUGUCUGCUGUAUGUUAAAGCUUUGGAUUCAGUUAUUAUUGUGACGUAACUGUUUUAUAACUGCAUGUGAACAGUCAUCUCACUCAGUUGUUUGCCUUUCAGAUCAGUGAUAGUGAGUUGGAACUGAAUCUUCAGUCAGAGAAGGGGUUUGAUCUUCUAGUAUUUUUAGGAAUGGAGCGCCCCCCUGUGGCCACAAUGUGCCAUCCAGUGACAGUUCAGUUCAGUACAGUGGACUCAGUCAACUUGUUGCUUAUUAACCAUCGACAGUGUGAAUAAUACAACAUGUAUCUCUUAUUCAGCAAUGAAGACAAUUCUUUUUGAAAACAUUCUGCCAAACUAGGCCUUAAGGUUAAAUAUGUGUCAGAAUAUGACAGAUCCCUCUCUAUGGUUAAUAUGACAAUAACACCUUAGUUAGUCAGUUAGACAUAUAUAGAUCAGUGGCAGUUAAACAGAGUAUGAUAGACUCUUGCAAUGAGUGAGGGUUAAUGUAUCAUUACUAAAGUAUAGGGUCAGUGUGAGGCCUCGAAAACAAAGCAAUCACAUGUCUUCAUCAAACUGUAAAGCAGUUUGAUGAAGAACAACAACUCAAUGUGAUAAGUAGUAUUAGUAGUAACACCACAAACAAGAAUCAGAUUUGUUUUUGUAUUUUGUUUAUUAUGGGUUGAAAUCAGUUUUAAAUAGUAUUUUUUGUGCCAAUAUUACAAGUCAUAAGGCUGCAAUUAACUAACGUCACCUUUUGAGUAUAUAAACACAUUUGGUUACAUAAUUGCUACUAUUCUUUAUCUUUUCACGUGUUUCUGUUAACAUGGUUUUGUUUUGUGUCGUAUUUUGUACUUUCCUUUCGGUCACCUGCUGUUUUAAAAUGUACCCUAUAAAUAAAUGGCCUUGACUGGGUGUUAUCGA
Messenger RNA from Cottoperca gobio, 3125 nucleotides. It is a transcript of the gene popdc1, whose product is annotated as popeye domain cAMP effector 1. Gene Ontology annotation, cellular component: sarcolemma. Gene Ontology annotation, biological process: heart development; regulation of membrane potential; striated muscle cell differentiation. NCBI's taxonomy places the organism in Eukaryota, Metazoa, Chordata, Actinopteri, Perciformes, Bovichtidae. The coding region runs from base 128 to 1216 and encodes 362 amino acids. Gene Ontology annotation, molecular function: cAMP binding. The record is from RefSeq and is a predicted model, not a curated record. The transcript is spliced from 8 exons.